AUGCCAGAUGGGGCACACUGCAUGCAGCCCUCUCCUGGAGCCCCUGUGGCCGAGAAGGAAGAGGAGGAGGAAGAGCAUGCAGACCCCACAGGUGGCGGCAACGUGGGGCUUGACACCUGCUUGGCUGGCAGUUGCCAGGAGCGCGGGCGGUUGCCGGGUUACCCUCGAGCUGUUUACCUUCUGGCUCUGGGCUCUGAGCGCCGCUGUAGCGCGGGCACUGGCUGCGCUCUUGCCGCUCCCACCAUGUCCUCUCUCAGCGGCACCCUGCUGACCGAGUUUAAUGCCGCCCACGUGGCCCCCAGCCUCAUGCCCGGGUAUGGAGGCCACAUUCCAGGGCAGGCCUUCUCCUGCGGCUCUACCUAUGGUAAUACUACCCUCAAGUACUUCCAGGACUGUCGCAACGCAGCCAUGGAGAAGAGCCACUUCAGCCACGGUGGCCACUUCCCGCCCAUCUUCUCCCCAGACCCCAGCCUCGUGCUGAGCAGCCGCUCCAACACCAACACCCAGGACCGGGACCGCCUGCUGCUCGUCCCCAGCUACACCCGCUACAACCUGGACAGCAGCCGCUGCUCCCACCUCACUCACUUCUACCAGUCUGUUCAGCAGCAUCGCGAGUACUACCGAGACAAGACGGGCAAGGUGCCCAGGGUCCCGUAUUUCGUGCUGCCCGUGAAGGAGUCGGAGCACUACCCCCUCCCCACGCAGCUGCCUCCUCUGAGCCCAAAGGACAAGUGGCACCUUUUAAGAGUGGCCCCCGAGAAUCUGAAGACCUACCAGACCUUCCCAUCAGGAAAGAGGGUCUCCCCACAGGAACGACAGAAGAGAGACUGCUACUUUGAGUUCAGAGCAUGA
This is a messenger RNA of Elephantulus edwardii (Cape elephant shrew), 852 nucleotides long. It is a transcript of the gene CIMIP2C, whose product is annotated as chromosome unknown open reading frame, human C2orf70. NCBI's taxonomy places the organism in Eukaryota, Metazoa, Chordata, Mammalia, Macroscelidea, Macroscelididae. Bases 1 to 852 code for a protein of 283 amino acids. The transcript is spliced from 5 exons. The record is from RefSeq and is a predicted model, not a curated record.